AUGGCUGACAAAAAUCAAGCUAACAAUUCAACUAAACAUGCAGAGAUAAAUAUGAAUGGUAAUCUUAAACAACAGAUUAUUGAAUCUUCAGUGGCAUCAAUAACCAAAAAUAAAUCUAAUGAUGUCCUUCGUCAACUUGUUAAAGAUAUAAGAAAUAAAGAAAUGGUUAACGCAGUAGCGAGACUUGAUGCGUUUAAAAAAUUGGGAAAAUGUAAAUUGUUACAGUUAUAUGAAAUUCCCGAGCAACAAGGUGAAAGUCUGCUCCACUUAGCAAUCAAAACAAACAAUUUAGUGUUAGUUACAAAACUAUCAACUCUGUGUCCGGAUUUACUCCUUAUGGGUAGAGAGCAGUCAAGAGAGUUUAGAGGACAAACAGCACUACAUAUGGCUAUUGCCAAAGGUAACAAAAGAGCAGUUGAAGCCAUGCUAGAAGUUGGCAGUAACUCAACAAAUUUUAAUAUGUCAACUAUGCUGAACAUUUGUGCAACAGGAUCUCAGUUUGUUAAUACUGUUAUGAUGGGACAACUUCCUUUGACAGUAGCUGCGCUCGGAGGGGAUACAGAAAUCGUAGAUUUACUCAUAGAUAACAAAGCUGAUAUGCACGCUCAAAAAAAGGAUGACACAGUAUUUCAUUCGUUAGUGAAAUAUGCUGCAAUAUAUCCAGAAAAAGUUAUCGGCGUAAUUCAAAUGGUACGCCAUAUUCGUAAUAAAAUUAAAAGCGACUUUCAUGAAUAUUCAGAUAUAGAAAUGCAUCGCUAUACUCAUUCAUUUCUCUGGUUUCUGAGAAACAAAGACAACUUAACGCCUCUUCAGCUUGCGGCUAAGCACGGUGUGACUGAACUUUUCGAAGAAAUUCUUAACAUAAAGGAUGUCUACUGUUACAUCAGUGCUAACGAUGGAUUAUUUGACGUUAAAGAAUAUGAUAUAACGGAAAUAGAUACUGUCAGCAUUAUUCGCUUAUGGCAAAGCCAAAAACAACCGAACUCAAUAUCUCGAAAGAUUCAAGGCAUUUCAAGAAAUGUACCACAGUCAAAUGAAACAUCUUGCGCUGUUUGUUGUUCUUAUCCUGACACUGAAUGCUUUUUGGAAAUGCUAUUUAGACGAGAUUAUGACAGCAAAGAUGCGUAUCGCAUCAUUGAGCUACCUCCAGUUCAGUAUUUCAUUAAAAUGAAAUGGAGCACUUAUCAAUGGUUUUUCAUUUCAUGGAUGAUUCUCCACUAUGUUUUUAUGACAUUGUUAACCAUAUACAGCGUAUACAAUGUUGAGUUAGGUAUUCCAAGCCCGCAGGCUGGAAUGUACAUUGUGUUUCGGGGAACCGACAUAGAAGAAUUUUCGUCAUAUGAAAGUACGAUGAUGGCAAUGUUAAAACUUGGGAUCGGGAUCGACGAUAUAGGGGUGUUGAUUUCCGCGCGAAUUCCAUGGGCAGCUAUUACGAUCUUUAUUGUCUUUACCACCUUUACGUAUAUACUGAUGUUGAAUGCUUUGAUUGCAAUGAUGUCACAGACAUGUUCUAAUGUGUCAGAAGACCGAUUUCCUCUGUGGCGAAUCCAACAACUCUCUGUUAUUCUUGUUAUUGAAGAUAUUAUGUGUCUCUGUUGUUUUCAGAACAUUUUAUCAAGUGCAGGUAUAAAAAAGGAAGUUCGUGGGUUAGAUCCAAUAACAAAACAAAGAAAAUUCGACGAACGAUACUUUUUAGAAAUACAUUCCCUGCAGAUGGAGUAUGCCACUACAGAAGAAAAAAAUCGAGUACAAAAGAAAACGAAUGACCCACAUUAUUUUUCUAACGUUGUUGAUUGUGUAGUAGCAAACAAUAAACUGCAAAAUGAAAUUAGUUAA
Molecule: messenger RNA, 1836 nt
Organism: Magallana angulata
Lineage: Eukaryota; Metazoa; Mollusca; Bivalvia; Ostreida; Ostreidae
Product: transient receptor potential cation channel subfamily V member 3-like
Biological process (GO): calcium ion import across plasma membrane
Cellular component (GO): membrane
Molecular function (GO): monoatomic ion channel activity; protein binding
Source: RefSeq, a predicted model, not a curated record